CAGAACUCCAUUUCCCAGGGUGCCACGCGGGAAGGACCGGAAGGCGCGGCCGCCGCGGGUGGGCGGGGCCUGCUCUGGGAGGUGGCGGACUCAGUUUGAGCUGCUGCUGGGAGCGGGACUGGAGACGUUGCCCGGGCUGGGUCGGGAUGGCGGAGCUGGCGCAGGAGCUCAGGCGGUGGGCGGCCGAGGAGAUGAAGCUCCCGCCCUCCAAGGUUCCCGGGGAGAGCGACGCUCGCCGGAUGUGCUCAGGUCAGUGCGCUGAGAUCUGGAAAUACGUCAUCCGUCAUGUUCGCCACCAGAGGACUGUAAAGAAGAUCCGUGGGAACCUGCUCUGGUACCAACAGAUGGAGAAGUCAGAGGGCAAAUCCGACGACUCCAAAUCGGAGACGGAGCGGCGUAAGCAACUGGCUCAGAGCAUCAGCCGCCUCAAAGGGGAGCUGCAGCAGAUCGACCUGCAGAUUGAAGCAGCACAGCAGGAACUCAUCGCUGAUGAAGUUGCCGUGGAGACGGCCCAGGAGAAGAUCCGUGAUGCCAGGCACCGCCGUUUGCUGCUCCAGGCCUACUCUGCCCGGGUCGCCAGAGAGCGGCAGCAGUUGCGUGCCAGAGGGACACAAAUCCGGGGCCGCCUGGAGCAGUUCGAGGAGAUGGAACGGAAAGCCAAAGGAUCUGUUGUGUUUGGGAAAAACCCCGAGUCGGGAUUCCCCAGCUUCGAGCCAGAAGUCCUGCGAGAUGUCCAGGAAGCCUGCCAACUGCGCUUCCAGUUCCAGAAGACCCUUUUUGAUCACAGCAUAUCUGGGAGUUACCCCAGCGGGAUGAGCGAGGAGCAGCUGAACACCUCCUACCAGCACUGGCUGAGCAUUGUGGAGAAAGUGGUUGGCUCCCACCCGCCUGCUCAUAUCCUCUCCGCCCUGGAGCACCUGGCUUCUCAGAGCAUGCAGCAGCUGCAGGAGUUCACCAACAGCAUCAACAUCCCCCAGGAUGUGGAAGCUCUGAAAUUCCGAUACGACAGCGUCCACCUGGAAGACGUUUCGGAUCCAGCAGACAACCUGCCUUCCAUCCGGGCCCUCAUACAGGAGGGCUGGAACAAGUGUGAGAUGCUCUGUGUGCAGCAGCUCCCCCUGCAGGCCAAGGAGAGGAACCUUUCAGCCGAGUUGGACGCAGUCGUCCUGGAGAUGCACCGGCUGCUGUCGGACGGCUCGGAGCGCUCCAUCCUGGCCCGAGCCGUGUUUGAGUUGGAAUUGCGGGCCGUGAGAUUGCGGAGCUUCCGGGACGGCCUGCUGAAAGGCUGCCAGGAGCUGGAGGAGGUGGUGAGCACCCGGCAUGCCGAGCUGCAGGGCUUGCAAGCCAAACGCCAGCGCAUUCUGGACUUCCGCCACUUGGUGAACGAGAAGCAGCAGCACAUCCGGGCGCUCAUCAAAGGCACCUCGUAUAUGAAGUCCCAGCUUCGCAAGGACCAGGCUGAGAUCCAAGACUUCAUAGAGAAGAAAUUGCUGCCGCUGGAGCAUCAAGUGGAACUGGAGACUCAGCAGCUGCACAACAGAGUCGAGCGGGAAAUCCAGCAGUUCAAGGCCAUCGCCCUCCCCUGCCUGCUGCGCCGUGAACUUCCAGGGUCUCGGAGCAUCGCUGCUCACAUGCUUUCCAUCCACCGCCUCAGCCGGGCAGCACCAGCAGAGUACCGGGCCUUCUUCAACGUAUGCAACGGAGUGGCAUUCCCCCUUUACAAGGCUCCUGAGCAGCUCCUCUGCCACGUGGCGGAGAUGAAGAAGAGGCUCUUCUUGCUGCGGGCCCAGCUGGGCUUGAAACAGAGGGCUCUGGGAACCCUGCAGCGGCAGCUAGAGGACGCCCCGGAGCCGGACGUGCAGGCACUGGUGCGGGAGGUGCAGGCCCACAAUCAGGAUCAGGCCCACCAGCUGCUGCCCCGGAUCCAGCGGACCACGGACCAGUGCAGGAGCCGCAUUGAGCGCUGGCAGGAGGUGCAGGCCGUCGUGGACGCCUGGUGGGAACAACCUGGGCAGUUUGUGCUUCCUGGCGAGCGGCGCCUGGGUUUCACCUUGCAGCAGUGGCUGGAACGCUGGACCUUGGCCGCCAGGGUCCUGCAGAAGCAGCAGCAGCAAAGCUGGGUCUGAGCCGGGAGCAGCCGGCAUGCCAGGCAGUCCCUUCAGCCAAUCAGAACGGACUUCAAGGGCAUCUGCGUGUCGUCCAGCUGAUUGGUCAGUUGCAGAAUUCUCGCCCGUAGGAAAUCCUGCCCCCUUUUUGUAGGAAGUAAUAUUGUUGGUAUGAUAAGUGGGCAACUCCAGUCUUUUUUUUUUUCACCCCACAUUUCUGAUUCUUUGGAAUAAACAUAAAAGCAUACAUUUGAA
Messenger RNA from Hemicordylus capensis (graceful crag lizard), 2360 nucleotides. It is a transcript of the gene HAUS5, whose product is annotated as HAUS augmin like complex subunit 5. Gene Ontology annotation, cellular component: HAUS complex; centrosome. The record is from RefSeq and is a predicted model, not a curated record. The coding region runs from base 147 to 2126 and encodes 659 amino acids. NCBI's taxonomy places the organism in Eukaryota, Metazoa, Chordata, Lepidosauria, Squamata, Cordylidae. Gene Ontology annotation, biological process: spindle assembly; centrosome cycle. The transcript is spliced from 19 exons.